CUAUAUAUAUCAAACUCCCUCACUAUUCCUUCUCUGCUCUACAUUGUUUAUGUGUCUCUUUCUAUAAUAAGCCUCACCUUUUUCGCUCUCUCACGCACACACUGGUCUAUAUAUAGAUAUAUAUAAAUUACCCUCCCUUGAUCACUUCGUACAUAUCUCAAUUCGCCUUUCAAUUUCUUGCUCUGUUUUAUCAUGGAAGCUCGGGAGGAAUUUAUUGGCUCUAACGAUCACACACACCAGAUCGUGAAACGCAAGCGCACCAAGCGCCAGAGGUCUUCGUCUCCGAUUGGUGUCAACGCGGUGACUUCUAGCUCAUCCAGUGGUGGUGGCGGAGGUGGUGCGGUUGUGGAGGAUUAUGGUUCGAUUACAUCGCCGAGAACGUCGAGUGACAUUUAUGAGAGUACAGAGGAGGAGGAAGACAUGGCGAAUUGCCUAAUUAUGCUCGCUCAAGGUGAUUUUCGUCCGAGGAAAGCUGUUAAAGACGAUAAAAUUCGAAAGGAGAAAUUUAGUGCUAGAAAAUUCGCGGAGAACAAGGCCGGAUUCUAUGUCUAUGAGUGCAAAACUUGUAAUCGUACUUUUCCUUCAUUUCAAGCACUUGGCGGUCACAGGGCGAGUCACAAGAAACCAAAGCCGAUGGUGAUGGAAGAGAAAAAAGAGUCUCUAAUGGCGUUACCUGCGGUUCAAGAAACCGAUGAAGAAUCGCAAUUCAACAAAAUUACUCCGACUGGUAUUUUAUUCCAGACUCCCAAUAAGGUUUUUCAUGGCAAUAAGGGGAAGAUUCAUGAGUGUUCGAUUUGUGGUUCGGAGUUCACAUCGGGACAAGCACUUGGUGGGCAUAUGAGGCGGCACAGAGCCAACACAAGCAACAGCAAUAACACUAUCGAUGAGCCAAUUGAGGUUAAGGCGCCGGCCAGAAAUAUCUUGUCACUGGAUCUAAAUCUUCCGGCACCGGAAGAUGAUCAUCAUCACAGUACCAUUGAAUCAAAGUUUCAGUUCACGACGUCAACGCAACAACCUCUAGUGUUCUCUGCCCCGGCUUUGGUGGACUGCCAUUAUUGAAAACAAGAGGAAAAAGAAAAUUCAACAAAAUCCAUGUGAAUUAUUAUUAUUAUUAUUCAAAUUUUAUUAAAGAAAUCAUGAAUUAAUUCUUUCAAGUCUUUUAUUUAUUUUGGUGUGUGAAUACUUUGAGUAAGUAAGUGGUUAGUGUUCAUGGUUGCCUUUCAUUCACGAAAAGUAAGUGAUGGUAGCAUAUUCCUUAAUUUUUUUGUGUGCGUGACUGUUUGUUUUUUAUUGAAUU
Molecule: messenger RNA, 1297 nt
Organism: Tripterygium wilfordii
Lineage: Eukaryota; Viridiplantae; Streptophyta; Magnoliopsida; Celastrales; Celastraceae
Product: zinc finger protein ZAT5-like
Exons: 1
Coding region: 193-1059 (288 amino acids)
Source: RefSeq, a predicted model, not a curated record